This is a messenger RNA of Achroia grisella, 1116 nucleotides long. It is a transcript of the gene mtTFB1, whose product is annotated as dimethyladenosine transferase 1, mitochondrial. Gene Ontology annotation, biological process: transcription initiation at mitochondrial promoter; rRNA methylation. The transcript has a single exon. Gene Ontology annotation, molecular function: mitochondrial transcription factor activity; rRNA (adenine-N6,N6-)-dimethyltransferase activity. NCBI's taxonomy places the organism in Eukaryota, Metazoa, Arthropoda, Insecta, Lepidoptera, Pyralidae. The coding region runs from base 1 to 1029 and encodes 342 amino acids. Gene Ontology annotation, cellular component: mitochondrial matrix. The record is from RefSeq and is a predicted model, not a curated record.
AUGGCGGCUGCUAAAAGAGCAUUACAGAUACGACUGCCUCCUUUACCAAGUAUCAAAGAUGUUAUUAGGCUAUACAAAUUGCGCGCACUUCGGGAGUUAUCACAAAAUUUCUUAAUGGAGCCGAAAUUAAUCGAUAAAAUAGUACGUGCCGCUGGCCACAUAGAAGGGAACGUCGUCUGUGAAGUCGGGCCGGGCCCGGGCGGCAUAACUAGGUCUAUCAUUAACCAAGCACCUAGGAAAGUCAUACUUAUCGAGAAAGAUCCUCGCUUCAUUCCUUCCUUGGAACUCUUAGCUGAUGCUUGUAAGGAUAAAGUGGAUGUUGAUAUUAUAACAGGUGAUAUUCUAAAGACCAACAUUGCUACAUUUAUUCCUGCUGAUGUUAGAACAGAUUGGAUGGAAUCACCACCACCUGUUAAUUUGAUUGGUAACUUACCAUUUAGUGUGUCAACAAUAUUAAUUGUGCGCUGGUUAGAAAUGAUUUCAAGGCAGGAAGGACCGUGGGCUUUUGGGCGGACUAGGAUGACUCUGACUUUCCAGAAAGAAGUAGCAGAGAGAAUGGUGGCACGCAUCCUUAACAAACAGAGGUGCAGGCUCUCUGUUAUGUGUCAGACUUGGUGCAAUAUAAAUUAUAAGUUUGAUAUAUCCGGUGCAGCAUUUCUUCCCAAGCCUGAUGUGGACGUAGGUGUAGUCACAUUGACACCUUUGAAGCGGCCAUUGACAAACCUGCCCUUCAAAAUGUUUGAGAAAGUAGUUCGUCAAAUAUUCUCAAUGAGGCAGAAGUACUCAAUCAGAGGUGCAGAGACAUUAUUUCCAGAAGAUGUUCGCAAAGAAUUUGCUCUGAAGAUGUAUAAAAUGGCUGACAUAGAUCCAAUAACUCGACCAUUUCAAAUUACUAAUACAGAAUUUGCUAGAAUUUGUGAAGCCUACAAUGAGAUUGUUAAAGAAUAUCCAGAAUUUGAACACUAUGAUAUCCGAGCACCGAAAAUUAAAAUACAAGUAGAUGAGGCAAAGUAUGUUGUUGAAAAUUAAUAUUUUGUUUUAACUGUAAAUAAUUAUGUUAGAUUUUUUGGAUUAUUUGAAUAAAUAUUAGUGACAUUAAAAAAUGGGUUUAUUCAU